Mus musculus (house mouse) is the source of this 38763-nucleotide messenger RNA. RefSeq names its product coiled-coil domain containing 85A (gene Ccdc85a). Gene Ontology annotation, cellular component: adherens junction. The transcript is spliced from 3 exons. Bases 3693 to 4997 code for a protein of 434 amino acids. The record is from RefSeq and is a predicted model, not a curated record. Lineage: Eukaryota; Metazoa; Chordata; Mammalia; Rodentia; Muridae.
UUUAAGUGGUAAUUUAUUGGUUUCUUGUUGAGGCUACAAACCUCAAAACAAGCCUUAAAACAUAGCCAGAAGUCCGAAGUGAAUCUUAAAGAGUUAAAAGCCAUUUAACUGUGUUCCUCUGAAAGCCCUAGGCAGUAUCUAUUGCUGUGUCUUCCAGCUUCCAGUGGUUACUACAGAGAUUGGAGGAGACUGCAGAGCUCCAACCCCUGCCUCAGUGGUCCUACCUCCUCCUCCUUGUCCUCUGUAAAACUGGCUCUCUUCUGGAAUUGGUCGGGACUAACAGUGAGAUGGCCUGUUUCUUUUUCUAUCAGUGUGACCAUACCUAGCAUGAAGAAACUUAUGGGAGGAUGGAUAUAGUUUGGCUCAUUGUUUUAUCAAGUAAAGUCCAUGGGCAUGGAAGGCAUAAUUCUGGACUCAGAAGUGAGGUAUCAAAGGUGAACUGUAAUACAUUUAUGCUGAGUUGUGCAUAUUUUCUGGGAAAUUGGCUCUUGUGGAAAUAUGGCAGAAUGUGUCUACAGCUGCCUGUGUUACUGGGUUCAAAACAGAUACAGUGAGGUCAGCCCUGCUUUACAAUGCCGAUGGAUUUUGUCUGGCAUCAUCAGAAAAUAACAAAAUGAAACAAAGCACAGCAGCAACACCACCACCAGCAGCAGCAGCAACAGCAGCAGCAACAGCAACAACAACAACAACAACAACAACAACAACAACAACAACAACAACAACAACAAAACUGUCAACUGAAUACAUUUUGCAGAAAUUUGAGGCUAAGUCAUUAUAGGCACAUUUUAUCCUAAUUUUAAACAAUUUGAAAAAGUUCCAACUGUGUUCAACACUUCUCUAACUUCCCUAACAGUACAAUACUAAACAGUAAUUAAUAUUUUCAAAAUUAAGGGUUGUGUAUAUGUUGUGGGUUGUAAGACAAUCCAAACAAAGAGGCUAAAAGAAUGCAGAUAAGGAAAGGUCCCUGACAGUUAUGUUACCAUUGGCCCCCUUUCUUUCCGCCUAUUUUCAUUUAAUGCUUACUCUGAGCUAGGAGUUAAGGGGUGCACAGAGAUGAAAACUUAUUUUCUUACUUGACCUAUUAUUGGGUGUCUUACAGUCACUAGAUUGUUCUAUCCCAUGGUUUGGAGUCUGGGAAGACUAAGAUUGGGUCCAGUAGUAGACGGUGGAAUCUGCUGAAGGUGCAACUUGCUUAGGGGACUAUGAAGGAUGAAUGCAUGACAAAAAAUGAUAAAUCUUGAGAAAUAAACUGAGCAAAGCAGUAGAUUCCUGUCAUCUAGGGAUAAAUACCAUGGUGGUUCCAAGAUUCAAACAAGAAGCUGCCCUGGGCACUGUAAUCAUUGGCUGAACUUUGUUUUAAAGUCCCGAUGAAGCACCUAAAAGCAAGCCGUCUCCAUGGGGCCUGAGUACCAGUGACUCAAGAUUCAUCAAAAGCAAGAACAUGGAACGACAUUCACAAUUUUCCAUCUUGUGUAUUCUCUUCCAUUUCCAAACUGUUAUGCAGCAUUCUCUUAAAAACCUGUGCAUCGGAGAGACAAGGAAAUGUCAAGAAAAUUACACCAGACAUAGUCAAGACCAUUAAUACAGGGGAAGGACUGAGUUAUCUGAAGUGAAAGGUUGGGAGGGUUGUAAGCUGAAGUAAGCAGUGGAAAGCAUUGGAGGACUAGCUGGGUCUUGGUCUCUGGGUGUGUUGAAAGAAACCUUUAACAGACUUCUCCCUUUGCUGAAAAUUGAGAGAGGAGCCACUUUCUCCUAGGAUUACAGUGCUUCAGCGUACCAAGGAAGACAUUUUUGGGUUGCAAAUAUGACCAAAGGUUAGUGUGUGUGUGUGUGGGGGGGGGGGAGAGUUGGAUGCCAGUAUGUCAGAGAGAAGGUGAGAGUACAUGCAUGCUGUGAGAAGAGAGGGCAAAGGCCCAGAUACAGAAGGAAGUCUCUAUGAGUACAGUUAUGUAUGUGGUGUGUGUGUGUGUGUGUGUGUGUGUGUGUGUGUGUGUGUGUGUGUGUGUUCAUGGUCAGGGGCUAACCGUACUACUUUCCUUCGAUCUCCAGAAGGCAAAGGUUUCAGUCCCUAACUCAUCAUUUUUCACAAGGUGGCAGCUUUAAAGAGGAUAUGCACUGCCUCAUUAGAGGGAACUGAUUGAGACCCUCACUGUGACAGAAGCUCAGGCUGGGAUAGUGUGAUUCUAUAAUUUUCUGGUCCUGUCAGCUUCCUAGAAAUGAUACUGUCAGGGCCUUCUGCACCCAUCCUUUAGGAAAACAAGUGUAUUUUCAGCUGAAAGAGGAUUGUGCUGUAUUUAACCAGAGACUAGCCAAAACAUAGAACCCUCCUUCCAGAUCGGACCAUCAAAGGCCAGCCCAGUUUGCAGCACAGAGGAGUGAAAAGCUCAGUUGGUAUUGGUUGGUAUUUCAGUUUACUUUGCCAAGGGCACCGGGUAUGCAGACCUGAAAAUCCAGGCUCCUGGAGAAGCAGAAGUUAUUUUAUUUUCUAAAGGCCUUGAUAUUUCCCAAACGAACUUUAAAAGGGCCAAGUACUUCCACCUGAAGCUUCUUCAUAAGGUGGUGAGAUUUUAGAGAAAACAAAGGCCUGGGAAUGGGGUGGAGGUCCCCAAAGGGCUGAAUUUAACAGCUCUUUGCCCUGAUUUCCUGAACUUGAGGAUUUUGUGACCUCCGGUACAGGCUUUCUUCCCUCUUCUCCAGUUCUCCGAAGUGCAUCUAGCUAGUUAGUCAUAUGUCUUGCUCUCGAAAUUUCUGCAUCCAAUUCUUCCAAGAACUGAAUGUCGCUCAUUUUGGUCAGCAGGCUGCCUCUCCUGAACUAGUCUGACUUGCAGAGAUGGAGGGGAGGGGACAGCCUAUAGUCACUUGGUGGCGCGCGCGAGCCUCUCAACGCCCUGGCGGCACCUGCUCUUGACUCCAGCCCCACCCGCAUCCCUGUGCUCUGGGAACCGCGCUCCCAAUCGUCCCUAGCAGCAGAGCACCAGGAGCUCAGGGUCCGGUUGGGCAGCUGAGUGCCAUUCGGGUUUGGCCUUUGCAGAAGGUGUUGCGGAAUGCGGGCGCCCCGGGAGCCAGCUUCCUCCCUGCUGCUGCUCCCCAAUCCCCGCCCAUCCUUUUCUGGGCUCUGAAAACCCAAGGCUUCCCAGAACAGUUUAGGAUCAGCCAUAGGACUACAGCUAGCCAGCUGCGCGGAGCUUUCUGGGAAGGACAGCAGCUCGCCCUAGGGUAGCAGCGGAGCCUCGGGGUUUAGCAAGCGAGAGGGAAGGGCGUGUGCAUCGUGUGCCUGUGUGUGUGUGUGUGUGUGUGUGUGUGUGUGUGUGUGUGUGUGUCAGACCGUGAGGGAUGGCUGUCUGGAUCUGAGCGAAGGAGAGGGCAGGGGAUUGAGACAGAUCUCUCUUGGUGUCCCCGCCCGCUCCUGCUCCCCGGCGCCCUUCACCAUGGAAUUGCGCCGAGUUGGGACGGACCUAUGCAGCCACCAGGAACUGGCUGUCGGGCCCCGAGAUUCGGCAGGUACUCGCGCUUGGAUGGCGAGGUAGGAUGGCCACGCAGCGCGAUUCCUGCCGUCCCCACGCAGCGGUCCCCCGGAGGUACCUCUGACUCUGGAAGCGUACAGGGGUGUGGGAGGAGGCCACCCAGCCGCGCCUGCACCUUCGCCAGUCGUUUCGCCUCUACCCACUCGCACCUGCCGCUGCGCGGAUACCAUGUCUAAGGCGGCUGGAGGCUCAGCGCCAGCGGCGGAAAGUUGUCCCUCGGCUCCGGCCGGUGCGUCGACACCCACGGGCGUGGAUGAUCUAUCUAAAGUGACGGACGAAGAGCUGCUGCAGUGGAGCAAGGAGGAGCUGAUCCGCAGCCUGCGGCGAGCCGAAGCCGAGAAGGUGAGCGCGAUGCUGGACCACAGCAACCUCAUUCGCGAGGUCAACCGCCGCCUGCAGCUGCAUCUCGGCGAGAUCCGAGGGCUCAAGGAUAUUAACCAGAAACUCCAGGAAGACAACCAGGAACUGAGGGACCUAUGCUGUUUCCUGGAUGAUGACCGGCAGAAAGGCAAAAGGGUGUCCCGGGAGUGGCAAAGAUUGGGUCGCUACACAGCUGGAGUGAUGCACAAGGAAGUGGCCUUAUACUUGCAGAAGCUGAAGGAGCUGGAGGUGAAGCAGGAGGAGGUGGUGAAGGAGAACAUGGAACUUAAGGAACUCUGCAUGUUGCUGGACGAGGAGAAGGGCGUAGGAUGUGCCGGCAGCCGCUGCUCCAUCGAUAGCCAGGCCAGCCUGUGCCAGCUGGUUGCCUCCGCUACCCCCUAUGUGCGAGAUGUGGGUGAUGGCAGCAGCACCUCUAGCACUGGCAGUACUGAUAGUCCUGACCACCACAAACACCAUGCCAGUGGGGGAAGCCCUGAACAUUUACAGAAGCCCCGGAGCGAGGGCAGCCCAGAGCACACCAAACACAGGAGCACUAGCCCUGAACAUCUACACAAACCCAGGGCUUCUGGGACCCCAGAUCACUCCAAAGCACUGAAAGGACCCAGCCCUGAGCACCACAAGCCCUUGUGCAAGGGCAGCCCCGAGCAGCAGAGGCACCCACAUCCAGGGAGCAGCCCAGAAGUGCUGCCCAAGCACGUGUUGAGUGGGAGCCCUGAACAUUUCCAGAAGCAUAGGCCAGGAGGCAGCCCGGAACACACCAGGCACAGUGGAGGGAGCCCUGAGCAUCUUCAGAAACAUGCCCUUGGUGGGAGCCUGGAGCACCUCCCCAGAGCCAGGGGAACAAGCCCAGAGCAUCUCAAACAACAUUACGGGGCCAGCCCUGAUCACAAACAUGCAAGUGGCAGUGGAGGCAGCGGCGGGGGCAGCAGGGAAGGCACCCUCCGGCGGCCUGCUCAAGAGGAUUCAUCAUCCCAUCACCGGAAUGUCUACAGCGGCAUGAAUGGUGGGUUACACCCCCAGGGACAUAAACCAAACAUCACACAACAAGAUACAAUAAGACCAGGCACAAACCUUCACAUCAAGGCUGGAUGAAGCGACUCUUUAGAAGGAAAGGAUUCCCAAGAAGAUGCUAAAGAAUCAGAGACACCUCUUCUCCCACUGUCAGGAGGACCCCAAACCAACAACUAUAAAAAUAUACAGAGGAUCUAUUGCAGACUCAUAUAGGUUGCCUCUUCUGUCUCUGUGAGCCCUAUCCUGCCUACUUGAUCCCAUUUGUCAUUCUCUCUCAGUGUACUCAACUGCUCUGGUUCCCACAAUUCUUCCUCUCCUUUCCUUUGUGAGGUUUCCUGAGCUCUGAGGUGGGGGUGCCUAGGGACCUAAUGGAGACCUUCAAUCUAGGCUCUCUCUUUGCUUAAUGUUUGGCUGUGGGUUUCUGCAUCUGUUCCUAUCAGCUGCUGGAAGCAGCCUCUCUGAUGAUGACUGGGCUAGGCACUGAUCUAUCUGGAUAGCAGAACAUCUUCAUGAUUCAUUGAUUUUUGUUGUUUUUGCUUUUACAGUUGUGUUUGUCCUAGGUCUCUGAACUAUCCAGCCUCCAAUUUCUGGUUAUCCAGUCAGUGUUCAUCAUGGGCUCCCUCUGCUGAUAUAGGCCUCAAAUUAGACCAGCCAUUGGUUGGCUGCUCUGACAAGUUCUGUGCCACCAUUCAGCACCAUAGCAGACAGGGCAGGUUGUUCAAAGUUUUUGUGGCUGAGUUGAUGUAACAGUUUUACCACUAGAUACCUUGCCUGGUUACAGAAUAUGACUGUAUCAGGCUACAUAGCCUUCAUUACUAGGAGUCCUUGCUUGGGUCACCCUCAUAGAAUCUUGGGAGUUUUCACUACACUAGGCUUCCCCAUUACCCCCAAGAUAUUCUCUAGUUCCAGUUGUCUCUCCCUAUAUAGUCUCCUCCCAUUCCUUCUACCCAACCUGAUCCCUUCUAUUCCUGUCCCCAUCUGUCCCCAGUUCACACACAAAAUCUAUUUGUUUCUUCUUUCCAGGGACAUCCAUGUGCCCAUGGUAGAGUCCCCAUUGUUAUUAAAUCAUCUCUGGGUCUGUUGACUGUAGCAUGGUUAUCCUUUAAUUUAUAGCUAAUAUCCAGUUACAAGAGAGCAUAUGCCAUGGUUGUUUUUAUGGGUUUGGGCUACCUCACUUAGGAUGAUUUUUUUUUCUUAUUCCAUUCAUUUGACUUCAAAUGUCAUUGUUUUCAACUGAAAAAUACUCCACUGUGUGUAUGUACCACAUUUUCAUUAUUCAUUCUUUGUUUGAGGGACAUCUAGGUUAUUUCUAGUUUGUGGCUAUUAUGCAAAAAGCUGCUCUAGACAAGGAUGAGCAUGUCUCUUUGUGAUAGGAUAGAACAUCUUUUAGGUGUAUGUCUAAGAGUGCCGUAGCUGAAUCUUGAGAUAGAUCAAUUCGCAAUUUUCUGAGGAACCACCAUAUUGAUUUCCAUGGUGACUGUAGAAGUUUGCACUCUCACCAGCAAUAGAAGAUUUUUCCAUUUGCUCCACAUUAGUCAUUAGGACAGGUGUAAGAUGGAAUCUCAGAGUAGUUUCAGAUUUGUAUUUCUCUGAUAGCUAAGGAUGUUGAACCUUUAAGAAAAAAAAAAACUGUUUCUCGGCUAUAUGAGGUUCCUCUAUUGAGAAUUCUCUGUUUAGAUCUUUCCCUCAUUUUUUAAAGAAUUGGAUUAUACUCUUUGUUGAUGUUUAGUUUCUUUAUAUAUUUUGAAUAUUAGCCGUCUAUUAGAUGUGGAGUAGAAGAAAAUCUUUUCCCAUUCGCUUUGGCCCUUUUGAUGAUGUUCUUUGUCUUUCAGAAGCUUUUCAGUUUCAUUUGUUAAUUGUUUAUCUUGGUUCCUUUACUAUCAGGAUUCUGUUCAGGAAGUUGUCUCCUGUGCCAAUGCAUUCAAAGUUAUUCCUCAUUUCCUUUUCUAUCAGUUUCAGUUGGUUUUAUGUAGAAAUCUUUGAUCUAUUUAGACUUGAGUUUUACACAGGGUGAUAGAUAUGGAUCUAUUUUCAUUCAUAUGCUGAUAUCCAGUUAAGACCAACACCAUAGCUUGAGAAGACUUUCUUUUUCCCGGUGUGUAUUUCUUAAAAAUACACCAGUGCUUUUUUGUUUAAAAUUAAAAAAAAUCAAAAUUAGAUUUCCAUAGGUGCAUGGAUUUAUAUUUGGCUCUUCAAUUGGACUGUACCAAUCAGCAUGUCUAUUUUGGUGCUAAUAUCAUGCAGCUCUUAUUACUAGAUCUUGAAAUCAAGUAUGGUGAUAUAUCUUGAAGAUUUAUUACUAUUCAGAAUUGAAUUAUCUAUUUUGGAUUUUUUUGUUUUUCCAUAUGAAGUUGAAUAUUGUCCUGUUAAGGUCCACAAAGAAUUAUGAAGGAAUUUUUAUUGUUGCAUUGAAUCUGUACAUUGAUUUUGGCAGAAUGGUCAUUUUUACUAUGUUAAUUUUACCAAUUCAUGACCAAGCGAGGUCUUCUUCAAUUUCUUUCUUCAAAUCCUUGACAUUUCAUAUUAUUUGAGGCUAUUGUAAAGAGGUUGUUUUCCUGAUUUCUAUGUCAGUCAAUUUGCCAUUUGUAUAUAGAAGAGCUACUGAUUUUAUUUUUAUCUUGUUAUUUUUAAUUAUUUAAUUUAAUCUUUGUAUCCAGUAACUUUUCAGAAAGUGUUUUUCAGUUAUAGGAGUUCUUUAGUGGAAUUUUUAGGGUCAUUUAUGUAUACUAUCAUAUCAUCUUCAAAUAUAAUACUUUGGAUAUAAUUUGUAUCCUCUUCAUCCCCAGUUGUCUUAUUGCGGUAGGUGAAAUUUUAGGUGUUAUAUUGAAUAGACAUGGAGAGAGCAGGCAGCCUUUUCAUGUUUCUUAUUUUAAUGAAGUUGCUUUGAAUUUCUCUCCAUUAAAUUUGAUUUUAGGUAUAGGCUUGCUGUUAGUUGUCUAUUAUACUUAGGCUUGCUGUUUGUUGUCUAUUAUACUUAGGUGUAUCCCAUGUAUCCCUAAUCUCUCCAGUACUAUCAUGAUGGGAUUUGAGAUUUGUCAAAGGCUUUUUUGGCAUAUAAUGAGAUGAUAUGUGGCAUUUUUCUAUCAGUUUAUUUAUAUGCUGGAUUAUAUUUACUGAUUGCCAUGUGUUGAACCACCCUUGCAUUUCUGCAAUAAAGCCUAUUUGAUCAUAGUAAAUAAUCCUUUUGAUGUAUUCUCAUGUUUUGUUUACAAAUAUUUUACUAGUUUUGAAUCUUUGUUCAUAAGGGAAAUUGGACUGUAAUUCUAUUUUUUGUUGAUUCUUUAUUAGGUCUGAGUAUCAGGGUAAUUGUUUUCUCAUAAAGUGAAUUGAGAAGUGUUUCUUCUGUUUCUAUUUUGUUGAAUAAUUUAAGGAUUAUUGGUGCUAGCUUUCCUUUGAAAUCCUGAUAGAAUUCUUCAAUAAAACCAUGUGGCCUUAGAUUUUUUUCUUUGACUGUUGUUUGGAGACUUUUAGUGACUGCUUCUACUUUACCAGGGCUCACAGGUCUAUUUACACUGCUUAUCUGUCUAGCUUAAGCUUUGGCAAGUGCUGCCUAUCAAGAAAUUUACCUAUUUCCUUUAGAUUUUCCAAUUUGGUGGCAUAUAGGUUUUUAAAGUAUGUCCUUAUGAUUCUCCUGAUUUUGUUGGUGUCUGUUGUUGUCGCCUUGUUUGUUUCUAUUUUUUUUAAAUUUUGAUAUUCUUUUUCCAUCUUUUAGUUAGCUUAGAUAAGGGUUUGUCUAUCUUGUUGAUUUUCUCAAAAAACAACUAUUUGCUUCAUUAAAUUUUUUAUAUCAUUCUCUUCUAUUUUAUUGAUUUUAGCCCUCAAUUUGAUUAUUCUUGCCAUCUUGGACAUGUGUAUUUCUUUUUUUUCUGGAGCUUUGAGGUAUGUGGUUAAGUUGCUAGUAAGAAAUCUCUUCAAUUAUUUUACAUGGGCACUCAGUGCUGUGAACUUUCUUUCCUUUUAGCACAAUUUUCAUUGUAUUCCACGAGUUUGAAUAUGCUGUGUGCUUAUUUCAUUGAACUCUAGAAACUAAUUUCUUUCUUCAUGUCUGUCUUGGCUCAUUCUUAAUUCAGUAGACAGUCAGUUUCCAGGAGAAUUUUUGUAGGCUUUCUGUUGUUGAUAACCAGAUUUAGUUUGUGGUGGUCUGGUAGGAUGCAGGGAAUCUAUUUUCUUAUAUCUAUUGAGACUUGUAUUGUGUCCAAGUUUGUGGACAAUUUUGGAGACAGUUCCAUGUGUUACUGAGAAGAAGGUAUAUUCUUUUGCAUGUGGGUGAAAUGAUCUAUAAAUAUUCUGAAAAAUUCUGUUAGGUUCCUUUUUUAUGUCAAAUAGCACCAGCAUUCCUCUAUUUAGUUUUUGUCUGGAUGAGGUGAUCCAACUAUCAGUGUGUGAACAUCAGUAUGUAAGAUAAGCUUUGGUAAUAUUUCUUUUUAAAAAGUAGAUGCCUUUGUGUUUGGGGCAUAGAUGUUAAGAAAUGAUACAUCAUAUGGAUGGAUUUUUCUCCUUUGACUACAUAGUGCCCUUUGUCAUCUCUUUAAUAAAUUUUGGCUUGAAGUUUAUUUAUUUAUUUAUUUAUUUAUUUUUUAGAUAUUAACAUGGCUACACCAGCUUGCUUUUCAGGUCCAUUUGAUAGGGAUAUCUUGAUAUUGAGGUGUGUUCCUUGAGUGCAGCAGACAGAUAAGUCCUGUUUUCAUAUCCAUUGUGUUGAUCUGUGUCCUUUUAUUGGGGGAUUGAGUCCAUUAAUAGUGAAAGAGAUUGGUGGCUAAUGAUAUUAAUUCUUAUUUUGUUGUGGCUUUGGUGGUGGUGGCGGUGGUGGUGGUGGUGGUGGUGGUGGUGUAUGUGUGUAUGCUUCCCUUCCUUUGGUCUUGGUAGUAUGACAUUGUUUAUUUCUGGUGUUUUGUGUGUGUAGUUAAAUUCCUUGGUUUGGAUUUUUCCUUCUAGCACAUUCUGUAAGACUGGGUUUGUAGAUAUUGUUUAAAUUUGAUUUUAUCACAAAAUGUUUUAUUUUCUGUAUGGUGAUUGAAAGUUUUGCUGAGUAUAGUCACCUCUGCUGGCAGCUUGGUCUUUUAGAGUCUCCAGCACUUCUGACUAAGCUCUUGUGGCUUUUAGUGUCUCCUCUGAAAAGUCACAUGCGAUUCUAUCUAUUUUAUGUGUUACUUGGCCUUUUUUCCUUCACAGUUCUUAAUAUUCUUUCUUUGUUCAGUAUGUGAUGAGGGGGAUCGUCUUUUCUGGUUCAAUAUAUUUAGUGUUCAGUAUGCUUAUUAUACCUUAAUAGACAUGUCACUUUUUAGGUUAGGAAAAAUUUUGUUGAAAAUAUUUUCUGGGCUUUUGAGCUGGUACUCUUUUUCUACCUUAAUUCCUAUUAUUCUUAGGUUUGAUUUUUUUCAUAGUGCCCCGAUUUGUUACAUAUUUUGUCCCAGGAAGGUUUUAGACUUUAACAUUUUCUUUGAUAGAUGUAUUCAUUAAUUUUAUUGUAAUUUCAAUGACUGAUUUUUAUCUCCCAUCUAUAUUAUGUUUAUGAAGCUUGCCUCUGUAGUUCCUAUGCACCUAUCUAGAUUUUUUUAUUUCUAGAUUCCCGUUAUUUUGUGCUUUCUUUAUUGCUUCUAUUUAUAUUUUCAAGUCUUGAACAGUUUUAUCCAUUUUGACUAACUAGUUUUCUUUGCUUUCUUUAAGGGACUUAUGAAUUUCCUCCAAUUUCUUUGUAUUUUCCUGGUUUUCUGUAAGGGAUUUAUUCAUUUCCUCUUUAAGAACCCCUAUUACCACCAUUAAGUUUGUUUUUAAGGUCUUUUCCUUGUGCUUCAGCUGUGUUGAAAUAUUUAGAGCCUGCUGUGGUAAAAUAGCUGGGCUCUGGUCAUGAUAUAUUGCCUUGGCUGUUGUUGAUCAUGUUCCUAUGCUGGUGUCUAACCAUCUGGUUCUAGGAUGAUUAUAGUGCUGAUUUCUGAGUUUCUCUGUGUUGGGUGUGUGUUUUGUUUAUUUACUUUUUGUCUCCUCUCUGGUCCUCUGGUAUUCGUGGCCUAUAUUUGAGUGAGGUGUAUCUAACAGAGUUAGGGGCUGGAUUUCUUGUAGCCUCUAUGGCUUCUGGUUGAACAGGUGGUGUCUGCCAGAGUUGGUGUCUGGGACAGGGCAACAGAAGGAUUGACAUGAUUGGGAAUAGGGUAGGGGGCACUGAGAUAAGGGGGAUCAGUGUGCAGACAGCUCACUUGAUGUUCUACAACCAGAGAGGAUUCUUGUUGAGAUGUGGUUUUCUGCCUGAGUUAGGAACUAGGACAUGGUAGUGAGAAGGGAGGGAGGAUUGAGGAUAAUGGGUGUGGUGCACCAAAAGAGUCAGGGAGGUUCGAGGGUAGGUAGCCUACUUGGACUUCUUGUGGCCAGCUUGGCCUCUGUUUGAGCAAAGGGUCUCCACCUGAGUUGCUUUUGACUACAUUUUAAUGGACAGUAACUGUGUUUCUCUUUCUCAUCACCUUAGCCACCAGGACACAUGGGAAGAAAUUCUCCACUUGGCAUAAGUCAAGGUCUCUUUAGAAAUGUCUUUGGCCACAUUGGUAGGAAUGCCAAAGUUAUAAGCCUAGCUUUUGAGAGUUUCUUAUUCCUUCUUAUGUUGGCAGUUUAGAGACUAUUUAUCUCUAGAUCUCUAAAAAAGAGAGGUUGUGUCUCCCAACAACUCUUUCUCCACAGGAGAAACCUGGACCUAGACACUAUCGCACCUUUCAAGUUGGCAGAAAACAAAAUUAAGACAGGGUUUUCUGCAUGGCCCAGGCUAGUCUGUUUCCUAGUCCAUCUCCCCAGUGCUAUUAGGUACACGGAUACAGUACACAGGUAGCCCUGAUUCAUGAAACUAGUCUUCUAUGAAGUGUUUUUCAACUUGACUGCAGACUAAAUUUAUUCUAUCUUUGGAAUUAUCAGUGGUUGAGGCCUUUACUCAAGUAUGCAUAUGAUGCUGACUGGAUGCUUACCCUGUACACUUUCAGAUAUCAUUCACUAGUGGCAUGAAUGAUCAGGCCAGGGGAAAACCACUCCAUGUAUAACGAGCUGUGGCUUUCUGUGAAUGCUUCAAACACUAAGUAUCUUGUGAAGAAGAAAGUUAUUUCUUCUUCUUUUUAACUAACUCCAUGAGUAUCAGGACUAAAAAUAGAACACAGGACUGGUGAGUCUUUACUCCUCUCAUCUCUAAGUCAAGGCUGUCUGAAUGUUCAACUGCUUUGCAGAAAAAAAAAAUCCAAUUUUUUUUUUGUCCUGUGGAAUUGUUUGACAAUUCAGGGAGAGGUUGUCAUGUGAAUGGUGGAGGACUGCUUUAGCAUUUAAAGGUUGUGCAUCCAGCAGGGAAAUGGAAUAUAGCUUUCUAAUUUGUUCACAGUAGUGCAAGCCCUACAAUAUUGAGUAUUUCCCACAAGACAAUGCUGCAUUUCAAGCCUACAAAGUGUUUAGUUGUUAUACUACUUCUAAUUGCCUAAAUGGCAAGAGUAGAUUCAUCUGUGAGAGUAAGAUAACCCUUGUAGGAGAAACUCUGCAGGAUUUCUCCAGAGCAAGGUUUACAAUGGUGUACCAUAGCAGAGAUGAUCACUCUUAUAAAUCUGUUGUUUUGCUUUAAAAGUAAAAGCCAGAACACUGCUUAUCCAUGUAUCCAGACAGUAGAAAUUGAAGUUCUCUUGAAAGAUCUUUAGUUUUGAAAUGUUAGUACUGAAUUUCAUAUCUUGUAUGUUGUGCAGUGUUAAAUAGUUAAUGAAACACAAAGUACUUUUUUCUUAAUAUCUUAGCAUGAUUUGGUAAGAAAAUUAUUGAAGAAGUUUUAUUUGUGAUAAUAACAAAGUAUUUAUUCUUUGUUAGUCUUAAAAUCUUAGAGGUGAGGCCAUUGGAAGACCUGGAAGGUUUAGAAAUGAAUCAGUUUUGCUGUGAUUGGUUCUCACCUCCCCUGAAAAUGAAUCCACAAAGCCAUGUAUGCUCUUUAAUCUAGGUGGCCAUCUUUUCUGUAGGAAGAUUAUUUGUGUUUUCUUAUGUGUAUGUAUUUAUGUACAUUUUGAUAACUUAAAUAUUGUAUCUGAAGAAUGCCAAACACUGAGCUGAUUGUUUAGUCAAGCAAAUAUUAAAAUGUCUCUGGCACCCAGCCACAUGAGUUGUUGCUGUGAAUUCAAUCAAGAAUCUCUUUCCUCUAAUAAAAAGCCUAUUCUUUUACUUUAAAUCACUUAAAUAUGUCUAUAUUCUGAUAAUUGCAACUUUUAGAAGAUAUAAUAAAAAUAAUAGGGUCAUUGAAUUAAUUGGAAUUUAAAGCAAAGCAUGAGAAAUACAAACCUCUGUGCUGUUGAGUGUCAUGAGGUAAAGAUGUUUAAAAAGUGACCUAUGGAUAUAGGUGUAUGGGUAGAUGUUCGUCCUCACAUGAACAAGAAAAUACUGUGGAAACACAAAAGAUAUAGAACUGCCUAAUCAGUAAUGAUGCAGUAUUCUGGAAGCACUGUUGUAGAGAUCUCAGUUAAACUCCAGGUAGAAACAGAAAUGUGUAUCCAAAUUUUUCCCGACUGAAAAUUUUGAUAAUAGUCUUAAUAUUUCUCAAAUUUCAUUCAUAUUCCUGGAUGAAUACCAUGCUAUCAGUGGUACUCUUUUCCACCCACAGCAUGCUUGACUCAUGUUGUUGUUUUUAACAGUCUACUGUAGCUGGGAGAAUUGAUAACCACAGUUUAUAACUGUGUGUAUGAAAAUGAACAAAUGAUGUUGAGCUGUCCUUCUGUGAGUAAAGGGUCCUCUCUCUGUAUUUUUCCUUUCUUUCCCCCCUUGUCUCUCUGUUUUUGACUCUCUCUCCUUCUUUCUCUCUCUCUCCCUUUCUCUCUCUCUCUUUCUUUCUUUCUUUCUUUCUUUCUUUCUUUCUUUCUUUCUUUCUUUCUUUCUUUCUUUCUUUCUUGUGUGUAAUGUAUGUAUGUGUGUGCUUGUGUAUGAGAGAACAAUGGUGACACCAAUAGACAAACUUACAUGCAAGGCAGCAAUAUCAUUGGGGUAUCAACCUUGGAUAAAGAACUAAAGACUAAGGAAUUCUGGGAACAGGAAAAGAGCCCCCAAAUUGGUUAUCUAAUACCAAAUGAUCAGCCAUGAAAUUAUAUACAUACAAAUAACAUAUAGACUUAGCAAUUUUCAUUUAUGUAUUUAGGCAUACAACCCUCCCACUCCCAUAACAACAAUUUUAAAAAUAGUGAGUGGAUGUACAUCUAGAGUGGAUACAGAGGUUGGCCUCUGGUGCCUUCUACCUUAACCAUCAUAUCUUUUGGGAAGUGCUCUCUCCUGGACCUGGAUCUUACUGAAUAGUUAACCUAUCUGGCUAGCCAGCUCUGGGAUUUGCUUGCCUUUGCCUGCCCCUCCAGUCUAGGAUUCCAGAUAUGUAUGAUCUGAACUCAAGCCAUUAUGCCUACCAACUCACCUAUUUUCCAAACACCUAUUUUGCCUUUUUAAUAUUUAUACUUUAUUUCCCAAGUCUAGACUAUACUUCAAAUAAUUGACCCUUUCUGUAAUAUAAGAAUUAAAAUAGUUAUGUUUAUGGUACUUUGAAUAAGCAUAUCUUGCUCUUAAUAUUUUUAACAUAUAAUGUUUAUAAUGAGUGCUGAGUCCUGCUUGGCCAUAUGGAUGGGAUGGUUUGACAUGGUUUCCUGUCACUAGAACAAAGCCAGCAGGAUAAGAGCCUUCACACAUGUUGACAGUUGCUGGGUGUGAGACGUGUGUGUGUGUGUGUGUGUGUGUGUGUGUGUGUGUGUGUGUGUGUGUGUAUGUAUGUAUGUAUGUAUAGCCCCCUUUGGGAAAUAUUCUCCCUGCCAAGGUUAUGAUGGAAUAUCCCCUUUACCAAGGUUAAUGACUCCAUGAUAAUCAGAAAUGGUAUAAGUCUGGGAGGUGAGGUUAUGUCUAUGUCCUUAGCAAAAAUGGUAAAUACUGAGUGCUUCAGGACACCCAUUAAGGCUGUUGGAAAGAACUCUGAAAACAUGAGUUAAAAAAAAUUCUCAACUAUGCAAAAUAUAAGUAUGCAAUAUGAAUUAUAGGAGGGGCUUCAUGAACAUAAAAAGACAGACACAGCUGUACUAUGAGCCAGCUUUCAGGAACAUACAAAGACAGGAAGAUUUCUGAGUUCAAGGUUGUCCUGAGACAAAUAGGUUAGGCCCAGGGAUGAUAGGAAAUGUGAUCUCAGAAUAAGAUCCUACCCAAUUAGCUUAUUGCUUGUGAUUAUGAAAGCAGGCAGAUGUCUGAGUUCAUUUGCAAUGUUAAAAAAUAUAUGCUUGCUGUCUCUUUCUAAGAAUCAAGGGGCUGGAGUCAUGGACUGUUGAUUUGUGCAAAAAUCAGUAAGGAACCUAGUGUAAAUGACUGAAUUGAUGUGAAUAAAAGACUGGGCUUUGACUUGCAGGAGACAGAGAUUUCCAGAGAAAGCUGUCUGAAGAGUGAACACAGCUCUUUAAAAGUGUUUUUAGGAGCUAUCUAGAGAAAGCUGUUUGAAGACUGAAUAUAGCUGUUUUAGAAUGUUUUCUGGAAGCUAUAUAGAGAGAACUGCUUUGAAAGCUAACCCAGCUCUUUUAGAUAUUUUUUUGGGGGUGGAAGGCUUUCUGAUUUUGAUCAGAAAACCCAAGAAUUACUUUUAGAAUUUUUCUAACAGGAUGUCUGAAUUGAAUGGGGAAUCCAUUAUUUUUUUUCUAGCAGAUUAAAAAAAAUUGAGCUAUCCAAAGAGUAUUCAGAAUUCAUUCUAGCAAGAGAAAGCUGUAUCAAAACUAUCUCUAGUAGAAAACUGUCUCAAGCAAAGAUUAAUCUGAAGACCUGUCUCAAACAGAAUGUAGGCUGUCAGCUUGGACCCACAAUUUGUCUUCAAAUUAUUCUUUCUCUACUCUCAGACACUCUUUCCUAAGAAUCCCUCUCCAAACCAAACCUGGUCCUUGGCAGAUAUGCAUUGUCUGUAUUUGUGAAAUUAAUUUUGAUUCUAAGACAUAUUAAGGACAGUUUCAUGUUCUGAAAUAAGCUAAUUUUAAGAGAACCAGGAAAUUUGACUGUACACCGUAAAAGACUAGAAAACAGACACAUAAGUUCUUGGCACUAAUUUAUGGUGUCUGUAAUCUUUAAGAUUUAAGUUACUGCUGUGUCUGACAGAAAGCACAUUCUCUUCAGAGUGCCAUUUGAGUGUUUUCAGGAGGAAGAAGUGCUGCUCUUAUCUAAGCAGAGAGGCAAGAAGAUGACAGAGUGCACAGCAGGUUGCAUUUUCAUCCUGAGAUAAGCAAGGUUGCUUUUCCUUUCUGAGAUAAAGAGUGAUAAUUUGGCUGUGUACCAUGGCUGUUCACUUACAGUGUUCAUAUUGCUACUCUGAAUCCUGUGUAUUCAGGAGCUACUAUUGCUCAGACUAGCAGGGAAGAAUGGACAAGUCCUGGUACUCAGUUGAAACUGGGCACACAUUCAAGGUCUGGGUUACUGAACAGAACCUUCAGCACUUUAGUUCUUUAUGUCUCUUUUAGCUCUUUAUAUCUCCUUUAGGCUUUUCUGUGGAGCAGAAAAUUAUGGAUUUUAUUGUUAUGCAAGGGUAUACCUAAAUUAUUUGCAUCAUCCUCUGGGUUUCCCACUUCCUCUCACUUUCCUUUCCCUCUGAUUCCUUUACUCACUAUUUAAUCUCUCUCUCUUUCUCUCUCCUUUCUUUGUUUAGUAUUUGUAUUUAUAUGUGCAUAUGUGUGUAGGUACAUAUGUGUAUUAGUGUUUGUAUGUGUGUGUGUGUUUUGUAUGUGUGUACAUGACUGUGGAAGACAGAGGCACUUUAGGUGUGGUCCUAGAUAACGUUCCAUUUUGUUUUCCAUUGAGCCCAAGAGCUCACAAUUGUCUAUAGUGUCUGGUUACUAAGCCCUUGGGAUUCAUUGUUCUAGAUGGCCCUUUUCACAAUUCAUCUCUUCCAUGAGUCCUGGAGUUUCAAGCAUGUCAUCAAGGCUUGCUUUUAUGUGUAUGCUCAGUAUCCAAAUUCAGGCCCUCAUAUAUGCAUUAUAGGCAAUUUGUCAACUGAGCUAUCUUUCUAGCCGUCCAUCCCUCUUUAUCCUUGACUAGACAUAGAAUUAAGUACUUUAUAUGUACAUUCAUUUAACAUUAAAUGCUCUGGACUUAAGUAAUUGAAUGACUUUCCCCACAUGCGCCACUUCUGCUUCAUUUUCUCUUACAGAAAAGAAAAUGGAAUCCUUUAAAUUUGAAGAAUAUUCACAGCACCAUUUUUGCCUGAUGGUAUGGUUGGGAGCUAGAAUACUAUAGUUGACUUUUUAAAAAUUGUGUUUUACUUUUAAAAAUUAAAAUGCAUAAUUUUCCCUCUUCCCUAUCCUCCUUUCAAUCCUUCUUAUGUACUUAUGCCUUGCUCACUAUCAAAUUCAUGCCCUCUAUUUAUUCAAUUGUUGUUACAGGUGUAUGUGCCUAACUAUAUAGUUAAAUACUGCUAAUUCUGUAUAAUGCCAUUUGUGUGUAUAUAAUUUUAUGGCUGACCACUUGGUAAUGAAUAACCAAUUUUAGGGCUCUUUCCUAGGAAAGAUUAUUUCUCCUGCUCUUAGAAUUCUUUAGCUGUCUUUAGGUCUUCAUCUUGGGUUGAGACCUGCGAUAUUUUCCCCUUCCACCUGAGUGUGUCUAUUGCUGUCAUCAUUCUUUAGGUUGUGCUUAGACAGUUGAUGAGAUUUCAUAGGUAUUGCUUCUCCAUUUCUAGGAGAUUAAAUCUCAUAGCUAACUAAUUGUCUCUCUGUCUGUGUCUGUCUGUCUGUCUGUCUGUCUUUCUCUCUCUCUCUCUGUGUCUCUCUCUAAACCAUUAUAAUUCCUUAUCCACCUUCUGAAUGUUUAGAUAUUAUCCUUAUAUAUUGAAGUAUUCAAGUAAGUUUCAUCCUUCUGGCCUUUAUAAUCUUUCUACCCCCUUUUCACACUAUGAUCCUUGAGCCUUAGGUACAGGAGUUGUGAUAUAUAUAUACAUAUAUACAUAUACAUAUACAUAUACAUAUAUACAUAUAUAAAAUUUCAAGUCUGGCUAGCACCAUAUAGCACCAUAGAGUCACUUGUUCUAGUUGCUUUGAUAAGUUGUGAUUUUCUGUAAUGGUUUAUGUCUCUGGCAAGUAGAUGUUUGUUUGUAUCUAUCUAUCUAUCUAUCUAUCUAUCUAUCUAUCUAUCUAUCUAUCUAUCUUUCUAUCUAUCUAUCAUUUAUUUAUUUAUUGAUGAGGGAUGAAACUUAUACUUGUGUACAUAAGGAUAAAUAUCUAAACAUUCAGAAUGUGGGUAAGGAAAUAUAAUGGUUUAGAGGGAGACAGAGAGAGAGAGAGAGACAGGGGGGGGAGACAGAGAGACAGAGAAACAGAGACAGAUAGAGAGAAUCUGGGCCUAGUAUGGGCUUCUGGAGCCUCAAAGUUUACUACCACUGAGAGAACUUCUCCAACAAGGCCAUACCUCCUCCAACAGGGCCACACCUCCUAAUUCUCAAACAGUUCUACUUACUAGGAAACAAGUAUUCAAGCAGAUGAACCUAUGGGGGCCAUGCUUAUUCAGACCACCACAAUGUGUGUUUGUCCUGUUUUUGUCAACUUGACACAAGCUAGUGUUGUCUGUGAAGAGGAACCUCAAUUGAAAAGAGCCCUAUAGUCAAGACUCUGGUGAUAUUUUUCUUGAUUAAUGAUUGCUAUGGAAGGGUUCAGUCCAAUGUGGAUAGUGCCAUCCCUGGACUAGUGGUCCUGGAUUAUAUUAGAAGGCAGGCUGAGCAGAUCAUGAGGAACAAAUCAGUAAUCAUCAUAGUCAGAUACCAUUGUGUUAUACUUGCUUACAUGUUCAGGAUAGUAACUUAUAGUCUAAGGGUCACAGAGCAUACCAUGAAGCCUAUGUGUAUAGAGGGUGUUAUCAUCUAGGUUCAUUUAAGAACACUCUGAUAUUUGCCUAAUGACAAAAAUCACCCUUUUCAAGGUACUUUUUGGGAAGUAUCCUUAGUGGGUGAAGUGCUUUUUGAUAUUCAGGAGGCUGAGGUAUGGGGAUCAUUUGAGUCUAGGAGUUCUGGGUUUCUGUGUUCUAUGCUGAUAAGAAGGUUGUCACUAAGUUCAUCAUCAAUAUAGUAACCUUUGACAAUUGGAGAUGUGUGGUUGGUGGGCGGGCACUACCAGGCUACCCAAGGGAUGAACUUGCCCAGGUCAGAAAGUAUCCCACUUACCUGGUGUAUGUGUGCACAUGCACAAACACACAUGUGAUUAUUUGUUUUAUUAUUAAUUCAGUUUUGACUGGAUAUUUAUUUCUGUAUUUAAGAAUAGAAAUUAGGACGGUAUGGUUGUGUUCAGUAAAGAAAGAACAUAUGAUCAUAAAAGUUAGUUACAGAGUACUCUGUACUACAGAUAUGUAAGAAUUUAAGUGUCCAGUCUUUUGGAGAAGAAAGCUAAAACUGACUACUAGUGCUGAACACAUUGCCCAAAGCUGAUUUCCAGUUAGUUAGAUUGCUAGAGAAAUUCAGUUACUUUAGGGCACAGAACAGUUUUAUGAAAAAGUCUGGGCAUUUGUUCUCUCUGCUUAACCCAAGGCUACAUUUUUUUUUUUUUUUUUAGAUACUUUUUGGCAAGAUGGACUGACCUCCAUACAGUCUUUACACAGGCAUUUGCACUAACUGUGAACAUGCUAUGUGUCUGGAGAUGUGUUGACUUCUGGACAGCAAGCAGCAGAAAAGAGUGAAACAAAGUGUGAGUGGAUUAGCCAGAUGGCAACACCAACUGCUCUCACAAAGCUGGGCUUUUAAUAACUGAGCUUACUGCAAACAAAACUAAUUAAGCCAGUUCUUCUGAUUAGGAUACUAUAGGUAGAAGUAAAUAAAAACAUAUACUCACAUUCUACUUUUGAUAGCAUUUCAAAGAUCAGGAUAUCUGAUUUUUUUUUCUCUUAAAGAAGUUAAUCUAGCAGACUAUACUUGAGAAUUCAAAUUAACUGUAUUCUUUAAUUCAACAGCUCUCUGAUUUCCCUAGACAGCAGGUGUGAAAUCACUCUCCCACGUAAACAGAAUGAAAACACCCUGAAAGGAGAGUUGUUCAUCAUACCAGUAGGUGAUGGGUUUCAUGGGAUUUAAUGGGAAAUGGAGAAGAUAAGAGACAAGGGAGAGAAUGAAAACAGAAGACACAGACAGUCUAGAGAGACUACCAGUUUGUGAGGGAGAACUCUUAUAAAGAACCUGAAAGAAUCCGCCUGUGAUUCAUAUUGCUCACAGGUUUAGGUUGAUUGAUAGGGUGUGCACAUUUAGUGUUACAAAAGCUACAGAAAACAUUUCUUCUCACUGGGACAGAAAGAAUGAAGAUCAUGGCUGAGGAAUUAAAUCAGCUUGAACUGGUAACAUUUUUUCCAAUAUAUUGCUCCACCUGACUUCCAGAAAUUAUGAAGCUAGGCUUAGUUUCAACAUGGAGAAUAAGGACAGUUUUUAAAAAGAAUUAUCUGCAAAUGUGGACAUUUUACCAUGUAUGGCAUGACCUAAAUCCAUUGCUUUGGGUUUUGUCCUCACCUUCGUGCACAGUAGGAAACUCAUCAGGGUUCUAGCAGUUCACUUCAUACAGUGAAUGGACACUUUCCUCUCAGAAGAGUCACAGAAAUGAGUCUGUAUAUGAUAGGUUACCAAGGAACUCAAGAAACUCGUAUAUGUAUAUGUAUAUGUAUAUGUAUAUGUAUAUGUAUAUGUAUAUGUAUAUGUAUAUGUAUAUGUAUAUGUAUAUGUAUAUGUAUAUGUAUAUGUAUAUGUAUAUGUAUAUGUAAUGUAUAUGUAAUGUAUAUGUAAUGUAUAUGUAUAUGUAUAUGUAUAUGUAUAUGUAUAUGUAUAUGUAUAUGUAUAUGUAUAUGUAGGUGGUGUGGGCUUGUAUACUUCUAAAGUCUGAUGCUUCUGUUUCUUUGGCUAGGGCAAGUCUCAGACAGUAUGCAUACAUGUGCUGGAAGUAUGCGCUUUAUCAAGAAUUUUGACUCUCUUACCUUUUCUUGUUGCUUAGUGUAAUAGUAAUCUGGAGGAUGAGAGUGAGAACAUUACUUUCUGUUCUUUUAUAGACUGGAUUAUCUCAAAACUCUGCUGUGCCUGCCUCAUUCAAUGGCAAAGUAUGGCUUAUCAGUAGUGUAAGCUGUUGGCAAAAUAGGGGUGAGGCCAUGGCCCUGACUUUUUUUGUACUUUUUCAUAUUUUGCAUCAGCAGAUGUUAUUGUAUGUUUUGGGUACAGUAAAAGAAUUCCUGAGAAUGGGUGCUUUGUAAAGUAACAAGGUGCAUUUUGGCUCAUGAAUUUGCAAGUUCAAGAAUGUGGGUCUGAUAUGUGCUUGACUUGUGAUGAAGUCUAUAUUGUAUGCUUUUCCCAAUCCCAUGGCAGAAAAUGGAAAUGCAAGAAAGCAAGGAUGAAAGCAAGGAUGAUGCCACUGGAUAAUCUGAUCUCAUGACAAAUUAAUCCCUAUUAAAUGUGUUGCUGCUGCUCAGCACCCUUGUAACACUGAGAAAGAAGCCUGCAGCCAAGUUUGAUAUGGACAAAUACUUUUCGCUCUAUACCACUAGAUUUUGAUCAUCCUUUUCAGGAAUCUUUGACUAAAGAAGCACACUGUCCUCUUUUGUUGGCACAUUAGUAUGGCUCUUCUGCAGCUAGAGCUUGAACUUGUUUGGAAUAAAGCCUUUGGUGAAAGAGGGUGUGUCAUAGGAAUAGAAGGGAGGGGUAAAAUCUAUAGUAGUUUCAUUGUAAUCAUUCCUUGACUAAGGAGGCAGCCAUGCAUUCUCAGUAACUGGAGAUUUAUCACAACACACUAAAGGCUGAUAAGAGUGUGUCCUGAGAUUAACAGUGAAGUCAAACAAACAGAAAUGAUAAUAGCAAAAGCUCCAGCUGGUCAAAGGCUCCUGAAUUUGGGUGCUCCAAGGAAAACUGAAUCUGCUCAUAUUUUCCUUGUAUAAAUCUAUGCAGUUUCAUAUGCAGAUGAGAAAUUAAAAAUACAUAUACACUACUUAUUUCACAAAUAUUUAUCUUUGUGUUCCAUGUGGGUGUAGCAUGAUAGAUAUUACCGGGUAGACUAGCAUAGUGAGAGUCAGCAGUUUGUGGUCUGUCUGUCCUACAUGUCCACAGCUGAAGGGAAGUAGUGAGUAGAGGCAGGGUGCUGCUGGAGUUGUGGGAUUUCAUGCUCUGCGACAUGGCUCACAGAAUGCUUGUCAUAUUAGGGUUGGUUACUCAAGAGAGGAAUGGUGUUCAGUUGAUUCUUGAGCAGUCUUUGGGUUUGGAUGCCAGGGAUGUAUGCACUGUCUGAGGUUGUAGUGGUGAAAGUAAAUGAUGUUUUCAGGGUCAGUGAGGAGAGUAGUAGAUCUGUGCUGAGUUCUUGCUUAGGGUGCAAUAGGUUGUUUUAGAUAGUAUGUUGAUGUCCAUUUACACAGGACAUUAUUCCUGGAUGUUUGGUAAUAGCAACAUUAGUUUAUCACAUAAGGAGUAAUGAAAAAUGUUCUCAUAUUAGCUGCUUUCCCUGUUAAGGUGACCAAAUACCUGACAAGAACAACUGAAGGGAGAGGGCGUGAAAGCAAGUUGCUCUAUGGAGGACACAUGGUAGGCUGGAGUUGGCAACAGCAGCUAGUUCACAUCUCCUCAUUGGAUCAGGAAGUAGAGAAAAGUUUGGAAUCAGAUUUGGUGUGUAAACAUGAAGACCUUCCCCCUUCCACCAUGACCACUCUUUCUAGUAUUCCCCUCCUAAAAGCUACACAAGUUUGUAAAACGUCACCACCAGCUGGGAACUGAGUGUGCAAACAGUUGAACUGCCAGAAUAGUUCUUCCUCUUUUAGCCUUUGUGAUUAAACUUAGUGGACCCAGGAAGCUAGCACCUUAUUAGUACAAACAAAAAUUCUUAUUGAAAAAUUUAUGACUGAAUUUAAUUCUAAUAGCUUACACUUUUUAUUUGUUUUCUUAAGAGUUCCUGAACUAAAACGUUUUGCAUAAGUACUUGAUGGAUUUAUUUACCCUUAUUAAAAAAUACUAUUCAAAUACUUAUUUUAUUUUCUAAGCCAGUGUUAACAAUGGAUUAUACUUUUGUUCCUGUUGGGGGAGUUUACAGCCAGAAAGUCACCAAGUAAGAGAAUCCACCUUCUAAUUAAGACUUCAGAGACAAUAAUGAAGAACCUAUAAGGUUUUAGGAAAAUAUGGCCUAGUUAGACAUACAUGAACUGGAAGUAAGAAGCAACUAAUUCUUUAAAACCAUAAAGGUAGAAAAAUAACCUGGGGACAUUGUCAGCUCUGGUUCCUUAAGUGUAGCAGUAUAUGUGGCAUCGACACUUCAUCCAUUAGUGUUUCUCCCCAUGAUGGUUUGAGUUCAUUUUAUUCUGUUGUGUUCUCUAUCAAGCCUUAGGAGCUUUUCCUAUCUUGCUCACUGUACAUGUAUAAUUUCUUGGGGUUGAGGGAGGUGUGAGGAGAGGAGUAGAGUCCUGUAGGACCUGUUGGAGCAAGCCUGCAGGGCUUAGUUAGUGAUUGGUGUGGGAGUGCCCAGCCAAUUGUGGGUGGGGCCACUUCUGGCCUGAUUAUUCUGGCUUCUAUAAGAAAGUAGACUGAGCAUACCAUGGAGAGCAUCCAGUAAGCAGGACCCCUCUGUUGCUUCUGCAUCAUAUCUGACUCCAGGUUCCUGCCCUGACUUUCUUCAAUGAUGGGCUAAGAUGUGGAUGUAUAAGGGAAAUAAAUCUUUCCUCUCCAACUUGCUUUUGGAUAUAGCAUUAGAUCACAGCAAUUGUAACUUAACUAGGACACCUUCUGGAGUUGGAGAGAAGACAGUAAAAUUUCCUUAAAAGACAUCAAGCUUUCUGUUGUCUUCCUAAAUGUACUGAGAUAAUGGCAAUACUUAGGACUCUCAGGAAAUAACAAACUUUUCUUAAAAUACAAAACUCAGUGUUUAUAUUCGAACCCAUGAAUGCUUGUCCUUUCCUGUGCUAACCCAUUCUUCUUUAGAAACUAAGUAUACUGAAUCUGUUUUAAUGCUUGAUUAGAUGACUGUGAUCUUUCCGUGAUAUCAAUGAGGUUGCAUUACAAAAGUUUGAGUUCCAGUUUUAGUUUCUUACUCUGCCUUCAAUUAUGUGGUCUUACAUAAACAUAAACUCUUUUACAGGCAGUUUCUUUUUAUAGUACUCAUAAUGCUAAUUUUAUUAGACCAUAAACAACUAAGCUAAAUGGCUGCUUUUAGCUAAUUCUAUUUAUAAACGAAAUCUGACUGUAGUCUUUCCCUACUACCCCUGAAUACACAAAAAUGCAAGCAAAAACCAAAUGCUGGUAUGGCAAAACAGAUAGCUCAGUCCCGUGGCAUCAGAGUCUCUUGAGGGAGAAGUAUGCAUCACAGCACAGAAGUGUUCAUUCCAUACAGCCCCAGAUGUCAGUCAUAAGCAAUGAACAUUAAGAAGUGUUGGUGAGAAUUUAUUAGUCACAUGGGUAUUUACUUUCAUGGGGGUCAAGUUAUGUCCACUCACAUGGUCUUUCAGCUUUCAUAGUGAAUUAGCUUCAGGAUGAUGAAAGUGAUAGUGCCCCCAUUCCCAGUCCAUCUUUCCUAUGCUCAUCUAGCAUAUAUGGUAGAAUGACAGGGAGGAGAGGGCAAAGAAACACUAUUAGGAGAGCUUUGGUCUUUGUCUCUGGGUGCUUCAUUUUAUAUUAAUACUGGUUCAUUUACUUCAUGUUCUUCAGUAUUCAUCAAUAAAUGCCAGAGAAGCCAGAAUUUCCCUGGUACUCUAUACCCUACUCUCAAAACCCACCCACUUGUAAUAUAGAUAGGGAGAGGUAGGGAUUCUUCGUCUUUCUCAAGAACUCCUUUGUGCAAACCAAUUAUAAGAAACAAGAAAAUAAAAAGGGAGCUUUGGUCCUGGUAUCAACAUUUGGCCAUUCUGAACAUCAUAUCUGAAAGUGACCAGUUAGUGACAAGGUAUGUGGAUAGUGGUGAAUGCAAACUGGCUGCCAGAAUUUAUUUCUAAGCUUUUACAAUUAACUAUAGAUAUUCCAGGUCCAGGUCAGGAGAUUGUGGCAUAUUAACUUUACAAAAAGUAGACAGAAUACUAAUUUAUUCAAAUGAUCCACUUGAAACUAAACAUUCUUAUUGAAUCUCAUGUGAAUUUCUUUCUGUGCUCCCUAGAAAAAAAUUAAAUAAACAUAUAAACAGAUUAAAAACCCAACUCAAUUACAAGAAGAUUAAGUUAAGCCUGGGUGAUAUUUGGGAAAAACUACAAAGACACAGAUCUGUUUUCACUCUCUCUUUCUUUCUCAUUAUGAAGAGUAUAAAGUUCUCAUUUUUGAGCAGUCAAAUGGAAAUUGCCUCUUUCAGCUGUUUAGUAUACUUAUAUUAGAAAAAGAUUUUAAUAUGUUGACUAUGAUGAACCAGCUCUAUUGGUAGGUCUCUACUUGUAAUUGGAAAUUUGGAGAAGUCAUGAUUUCUGCUUUUGAGAUCUAGCAAUGCAUAUAACCCAGGAAUAAGUGAUUCUGGGAGAUGGUAACAAAUUUUGUCUUUAUGGAGUUGUCAAAAUAUAAAAUAAGGGAAUGCCAGAUCCUCAAUUAACAAAGGCUACUUAUCUCCUUAUUUAUCAUUUAUCUAUCUAUCUAUCUAUCUAUCUAUCUAUCUAUCUAUCUAUCUAUCCAUCCAUCUAUCAUUCAUUCAGCUUGUUAUACAUUAGACUAAUAGUUGCUAUUUUAUAGUCAUGCUUCCCGGAUACUUGAGCUUAUAUUUACCUCCUAACUGGACUAUCUUUAAGUUGGCAUCAUUAUGUAUUUCUGUAACUAAAUUGUGAACCAUAAAAUCCAGGUGAGAUUUGGAUGAAAAGUUGGAAGAGUCCUCAGUAGUGCCAACACUUACCUACUAUGUAAGGAAAAGCAACAUCAAAUGCUGCAAAGCAGCAUUGGUGACACAGGGCUGCACUAGCUCUGUGCUUUUUGAAAGAGGCUUCAAGUGGCUUCUCAAGAACCUCUAGACAUGGCAGGCCACACCCACUGGCCCAAGGACCAAUUCAAGUCAUAGUCAUGUUUCUAUUUGGUCCUUGUACAGUAUUAAGCAACUGAAAAAGUCAUAUAAAAAUCUGCUUUUCUUGACAAAUUGGAAGGCUUCUUGACCCUGGCUCAUCAUCAAUAUACAACAGUGGGUUCAGAGCAUUGCCUGUACUUUGGAAGGAAUAUUCUAGUUUUUUAUUUCGGUGUAGCAACAUAUAAUGUUGUAAAACAGCAACCAUUUCAUUGUGUUUAGAGAUUCUGUGUGUCAAUAGGAAUAGAGUAGUUGGUUUCCUCUUCACAUUUUGUAAGGUCUUAGCCAGCGUACUUUAGUUCUGGGGUUGGAAUUCCAUGGUAGUACCUUUACAUCUGCAUCACAUACCUCCGGUAGAAGAAACACGUUUUCUUUGGGCAAUCUGUGGUCUCUGGGGGAUAUUACAGAAUUUCAUGUGGUUCAAGUUUAAACUGAAUGUUCACUUUGUGAGAAAGCUUCUUUUAUGAAGCUGAGUUAGCAUGACUGAGUCUGGGGAUCAGGUUACUGGAGGGGACUCUCACAUUCAUUUUGGCCUGGUCCUGUGUUUUCUCUUGCAGGAAUGUGUUCUCACCCUCAUUCUCAUUUUUCAUUUCUUAGCAUUGGGUAUAUACAUUUCUCACCAUCUUAACUCUUCCUGGGAAGUGGCCAUCAGUUGCUUGAUUAUUAUUUUUAAAAUGUUAAAAGGAUAUUAUUCCUAUCAUUGUGGACAAUUAAAUCAUAUUUGAUAGUUAUUGGAACUCCCAGAAACUUAAGAAAUAAGAAAAUACAGUUUCAGUAAGAUUAAAAUAUCUAAAACUAGCACUGUAGUCUUUUUUACAAUGAACUAUUCAAGGAGGUAGGUUCAUCUGGAAUAAUGGAUACUUCCUCUCACUCUUGAGUAUCCAACAUUUCAGACCAUCUGCAGACUUGGGUAAUCUCUCUUCCCAGCCAAGCACCCCUUCUGUCCAUCUCCAGCUCUGCUGCCAUUGCCUUAGCUCAGACCCGCAUUGCUUCUCUCCUGGGGCCUGCAGUAGUGAGCUGUUUACCUUUGCUUUCUAUCACCUCUAGUACUUUCCCAUAUAAUGUGUCCUCUGUUUCAGAAUGGUCAUAUUUAAAUCUUUAUCAAGUAUCCUGUAUCAGAGGAUAAUAAACCAACCGUAGAGUUUCAUUACCACUGGAACAAACAGUCUCCUUUUAUUGUUUGUUGUAUGGAAAAUCUGGACAUAGAUUAGUUCUUACACCACAUAUCCAGGUUGCCACAUUUCUGUAACAAAGUUGUUCUCAUCUUGUGGGUUACUCAUAAGCCCUUUAGCAGUUGAAUGAUCCUUUCUCAGGGAUUGCAUAUCAGAUAUUUAUAUUAGAAUUCAUAACAGUAGCAAAAUUUCAACUAUGAAGUACCAAUGAAAAUAAUUUUAUAGUUGGAGGUCACCACAACAUGCAGAUGUGUCCUAAAGGGUCACAGCUUUAGGAAGGUUGAAAACUACUGAUCUAACACAUUCAUACUUUAAGCUGCUUUGGUUAUAACUGACUGCUUGUUUCUGAGUAUUUGCUAGGUAUAUAUCCUAGGGUUUUAUUGCUGUGAAUAGAUAUCAUGACCAAGGCAACUCUUACAAUGGAAAACAUUUAAUUGGGCCUGGUUUACAGUUCUGAGAUUUAAUCUAUUAUUGUCAUGUUGGGAAGCUUGCUGGCAUACAUGCAGACAUGGUCCUGGAGAGAUAACUGAGAGUUCUACAUCUAGAUCUGCAGGAAGCAGGAAGGGAAGAGAGACUGGGGAAGCUCCAGCAUCUGAAACCUCAAAGCCUAUUCCCACUUCCUCCAGCAAUGUUUCACCAACUCCAGCAAGGCCCCUCUUCCAAUAAUGCCACCUCCAUAAGUUUGUGGGGUGGGGCAUUUUCAUUUAAAAAACCUGAGUAUAUCUGGCCCAAAUUCCCACUGGGAGCUUUCUCUGGUGUUAGGUUUCAUUUGUUUUUGUUUUUGUUUUUGUUUUUCCUGUGUUUUGCAGCAUCCCAUAGCAUUUGUUUGAGCAUAAUAGUUUAUUUAUUGUCUGACUGCCUAAUUUUAAUUUAGGUUUUUAAGGGAAGAAAAUACUUUGUUUCUUUCAAUAAUAAGACUUAUGGAAAGUGUCUGUGAAGUGGCUGGCUGAUUGAAGCUCAGCAGUGAGCCCAUUCCAGAUUUCCCCCCAUGUGCAGCAGUGUUCUGUGUGACAUUACAGUGGGGGAAAGGAGACCUUGGGUUCAUAUUGGAUAGAGGGAAUGCAUCACUUCCUGUGUUGUUCACACUAUAAGAAAAGACUUAAUUAUUUAGGAAGAUGAAUAGUAAUGAUUUUUAUUAAAAGAUUAUGUCUUUUUGUGUAUCACCAAAGUAUAAAGUGUACUGCUAAAUGUCAAGACGAGCUUCCCUUUGUGUGUAACAGAACUCGUGAUCCUUUUCCUGGAUCCUCCAGGGAACAGCUUGUAUUUCCACAGGCUAUUCCACAACUUCUAUUAGAAGCUACCUGGUAGGGAGAAGAACAUGCUGUUUGGAUCCAGGUGAUCUGUAUACAGACUCUGACUUGAUUCUUUUCAUAAGCUUCAUGCCAGUGGGGACAGUUUACACUACUUUUCAAAGGCUCAUCUUAUUUACAAAGUGUGGGCAGCAGUUUUUGGUGGAUGCUGACAAAUGCUCAUUUUUUUUUCUCCAGAGAGAACAAUGUACUAGUGUUCUUCCUUCCAUUUUUUUUUUGUUUGAUAACAGAAUAGCCAUCCCAUCUCCUUUACCUCUUAGAUGCUGAUUGUGUCCUUAACCUCAGCAGCUAGGAUGCUAAUAAACCUCAUAUAUGAUAUAUCAUUGAUGAGGCACAGAAAGGGCAUAGCCACACAGUCAAGAUCAGAUUUUGGGUUGCCAAGAGGUGAAAUUAAGAAGUUAAGAUUACCUGUUUGAAACAAAAGAAGUUGUUUUGUUUGUUUGUUUUUUUAAGAAUUGUCUUCUUGUGGAAGAUGUUGAAGGAAGAGAGAGACAUGAUUUCUCCUUAGAUCCCUACACACCAGGAACUAGGCCAAAUGGGGAUUGAACUGACUCUUAAAGUUUUUAUUAUUCUGUACUCUAGGAACCCCUUGAAAAAGAGACUAAUGCACAUUCAAUGACUGGAUUUUAAAGAGUAUUUGUUUCAAGUACAGAAAGUUGCUAUUGAAGUGAUUUUCUUUCCUGCUUUGCUCAGUUCAGUAGGCAGAGAAAAGCCUGGUAACUAGAAACAGAACUACCCAAGUAGUCUCUUCUCAUAAAUGUGGCUGAGUCAGAGGCUACCAGUGUGAAGGAAGGCUUUAGUACUGAACUUAAAGUUUUGGGAAGGCCAGUCAGAGGCAGGAUGAAGCAGCUAAAGAGCGAAGCACAACACAACUCCAGAUACAUCAGUAAGGUUGUGUAGACAUGUGUACCAGGAUUAGCUAGUGGACGAUGGUGAUUCUGAACAUUACUAAGUUAUUGCUAAAUAGAUAAGCACAACUUUCUGGGGGAAAAGUCACCAUCAGUGUACUGUGUGGUUAGCAGGGUUGGUUCCAGUGACACACAGGUUUAAAUCCUGGCAUUUCCAAUUGCUAGUUGAAUAACCUUAGGCAAGUUAUAAAACCCCAGGACUUAGGUUUAUCACUUAAAAAUAUUCUAUUUUAUGUGUAUGUGUAUUUUGUCUGUGUGUAUAUCUAUACACCAUGUGUUUGCAGUACCCAUAAAAGGCAGAAAGGGAGUCUCUGAGAGCUAGAGUUACAGAGGGUAGUGAACUGCCAAGUAUGUACUGAAAUUGAACCUGGGUCAUCUGGAAGAGCAGCUAGCACUCUAAACUACCAAGCCAUCUCUCUAGCAACCCAAGGACUCUUGUUUUUAGUAAGAAUAUUGUAAUAACACCCACUUUAUAGAAUGUUGAGUUAAGAGAAUUGUGUAGGUAAUUUAAUGAUAUCUGUAUGUAGUAAAUGCUAUACAAAUGCCUAAACUGACUUAUCAGGACUCCUACCCUCCAGUUUACAAACUAUAUUUGAGGAUCAAUGGUAGGGUACAUGGAAGCCUUUACCAGUAUGCAUGUGGUUAGUGAGUUUUGUGGCUGUGGUGGAUCUACUAAGAAUGCCUAUUCUCAUAGGCUCAUGUAUUUGAAUAAUAGGUCUUCAGGGAGUAGCACUACACAAGAGACUAGGAGGUGUGGCCUUCUUGGAGUAGGUGUGGCCUUGUUGGAGUAAGUGUGUUACUGGGUUUGAGCUUGUGGGUUUCAAAGGCCCAAGCCAGGCCUAGUGUCUCUCUAGGCCUGCGGCCAGUCCUACAUGUAGGACUAUCAACUUCUCCAGCACUAGGUCUACUUGUCUGCCACCAUGUUCCCCACCAUGAUGACAAUGAACUAAGCCUCUGAAACUAUAAGCCAGCCACAGUUGAAAGCUUUCCUUUAUAAAAGUUGCCAUGGUCUUGCUAUCUCAACACAGCAAUAGAACACAUAUUAAUAUUAUACUUAGGUAUAUGGUUCAUUUUGAGUUAAUUUUUAUGAAGUUGUAAAGUCAGUGAACACAUUUUUUUUUUGGGCCGGUAUAGACCACCAGUUGUCUCAGCCCUGUCUUCUCAAAGGUUGUUCUUUCUCUACUGAACUAUUAUUUUAUUAAAAAAAAUCAAUUGAUUAUAAUUGUGUGAAUUCAUUUCUGAGUUUUCUCUUCUGUUUUGUUGAUGUUUAUGACUAUUGUUUGGUAAUUUCACAGUGUUAAUGGUUCAAUAGUGGAUCUUUAGAGUAAUUAUGGAAUUACUGUAAAUGUUUUACAUGAGUUCUACAAGCUCAUUGUUCUUCAGUAUUGUGUUGGCCAUUCCUGGUCUUUUGUUUUCCUACCUGUGGUGGUUUGAAUAUGCUUGGCACAGGGUGUGCCACUAUUAGGAGGCAUGGCCUAGUUGGAGGAAUUGUAUAGUUUGUGAGGUGAGCUUUUGAACCCCUUCUCCUAGCUACCUAGAAAUAGUCUUCUCCUGAAUACCUUUGGAUCAAGACGUAGAACUCUCACCUUCUCCAGCACCAUAUCUACCUGCAUGCUUCCAUGCUUCCUGCCUUGAUGAUAAUGAACUGAAACUCUGAGCCUGUAAGCCAGUCCCCCAAAAAUGUUGUCCUUUAUAAAAGUUGCCUUUGUCAUGGUGUCUUUCUUCACAUCAAUGGAAAUCCUAAGACAGUACCUACAUUAAAAUGAAUGCAUUGAUAUACAUAAAAUGUUUUGUUGGGAAUUUUAUUUAAAAUUCAUUAAACCUGUAAAUCAAGUUUAUUUUAUUGAGUCUUCCAAUCCACAGACAUAGAUUCUCUUUCUAUUUAGAUCUCCCAUUUUUAAAACCAGUUUUGUAGUUUUCUGUGUAUAGACUCAUUUUAUAAAUUAUUAAAUAUUUUAUAUCUUCUAUCUGCCAUUUUAAAUAAAAUUGUUUUCAAAAUUCUGAAUUCCCAUUGUUCAUUGCUUUAUUUCUUAGCAAUAGUUUUUAUAACCUCAUCUUUGUCCUUGCUAUCCCCACUCAUUAGUUUUAGAAAGCUUUUAUUUCUUAUCAAUUUUAAAGAUUUCUUACUUAGUUAAUUAUGGCAUCUGCUAGUAUAAAUACAGUGUUAUUUCUCUUUCCAGAUUUUACAGUAUUUAUUUCUUUUUCUCAUCUUAUUAUGUGAGCUGGGAUCUCUAAUUCAAUGUCAAACACAAAUGAAAAGAGGAUAUUCCCCAUUAUUCAGGAUAGAGAGUCUAGUUUCUUACUGUUAAAUAUGAUGUUAAUUAUAGGGCUUGGUACUAGACCAGAGAUUCUCAACCUGUGGGUUAUGACCCCUCUGGCAAAUCUCUAUCUCCAAAAAUAUUUACAUUAUAAUUCAUAACAGUAGCAAAAUUAUAGUUAUGAAAUCAUGACUGAGGGUCACUACAACAUGAAGAAUUGUAUUAAAGGUUUGCAGCAUUAGGAGACUUGAGCACCACAGGCUUAUAUAAUUAAUAUUUUAUGCCUGUGUGUGUGUGUGUGUGUGUGUGUGUAUGUGUACAUGAAUGUUUGUGCAUGUGCAUAUGGAACCAAAACACAACCCCAGAUAUAAUUGCUCGGAUGUCAUAUACUUUUAUUUUAGAUAGAGUCCUUCUACGGCCCGAAACUCACCAAGUAGGCUAUGCUGACUGGCCAGAGACAUUGGUGUCUCUCUCCUUCUCCACUUCAACACUGUGAUUAUAGGCAUGUACCGCCAUGCUUGGUAAUGUUUGCAAUGAUUCUAGAGCUUGACCUUGGGACCUCAUGCUUGCAAGGCAAGUACCUUACUGACUAUGCUAUCUCUGUAGCACUAAAUAUUAUUUAUUUAGCUAAGAAAAUUCUCUUCCUAGUAUUUAUGAAGACUGGAUUUUAGAUUUUGUUAAAUGAUUUUUCCGUGUCAAUUGACAGCAUAUGCUUUUGCCUCUCUAGAAUGUAUUCUUUUUGAACUUGCUAAUUUAAUAACAUCAAUCUGUAAUGAAAGUUCUUUGGUCUUCACAGGUAGUUGUACCUUGUACAUUAAGAAAUUGCUAGAUAGCACGAUUAGUAAACUGUAUACUAUGGACUAUGGCUACUACUGAGCUAGUUUUUAUUUGCCUCAAAAGCUGAUGACUUUUUAAAUUCUGACAUAUUUGAGAACUAUCUAAUUCUUUUUGUGAUGUAAGAGUUAUGCCUCUCAAGUUUCAUUGCUGGCCAACAGUUGGAACAGAGCUGUUCUCAUUCAGAAGCAUUCAGAGGUCAUCCAAGUCUUUGUGCAGGACACGUUUGUUGUUAUGUAAUAUUCCACCACAAGAAUAACCCACAAACUCUCUACUCAUUCUAUUACUGAUGAGCUCAUUUUGCUAGUUCCUGUCAAUUAUAAAAAUAAAAAGCUCUCACAAAAUACAUUCACAGUUUUUGACUCACUUACUCACUAGAAAUUAAAAAAAAAAAAAAAGCUGUCACGAACAUGUUUAUGCCUUAAGCGUAUUUGUGCAUCUAAGGACACAAACUUUUCUUGCACUAUCAUUUCUGUGCCAUGCAAUGUCUGUGCUUGAUUUUACUCAGUAAGACUAUGCUUUGUUUUUUCAGAGUGCACUGAUAUUCAAGGCUCCAUUUGCACUGUCUGUAGAUGAAUUCCUGAUUUCUCUAGGUGCUUACCAACAGAGCUUGUAGAACUCAGUGUUGUUUGCCAAUAUGGUAAUGUAGUAUUUCCUGUAGAUUUUCCUUCCUGAAGAGCAAUGGAGCCUAGUAAAGUUCUGAAUCUAUUUCUGUAUUAUUUUCCCCUUUUAAUGCACUAAUAUUAUUCUGUGUGUGUUUUCUUUAGUCAACUUCCAAUCCAAGUCUGUGCACCUACUCCUCCCACCUUCUAUUUUUAUUUAAAUGGGUGUGAUUGUUUUGCCUGUAUAUGUCUGUGCACCAUGUACUUGCAGUGCCUGAGGAGCCACAAAGAGGGUGUAGGAUCUUCUGGAGCUGAAGUUACACAUGGUUUUGAGACAUUAUAUGGAUACUAUGAAUGGGGAGCCCUGGUCCUCAGGAAAAAUGAUUAGUGCUCUUAAUGUCUGACACAUUGUUCAAGCCCCUGCCCACCUGUUUUUGAUUGUGAACUUAAUUGUAUUCAUACCACAAAGUUGUUUUUUUCAGUUUAGUAAUAUUUCCUUUUUUAUUUAUUUUUAUUUAAAGACUUCAGUCUAUAUAUAUCCACAUAGGCAAACACUCAUAAACUAAAAUUAAAAUAAAAUUCUUGAAAAAAAUCAUUUAUUAUCAAGUUAAACGUGUAUACUAUAAGGAUGAAAUACCAAAGUAUUAAGAGGACCAGAGAGUAUGGUAUAGUUAUUUACUGGUAUUCAGUAAUCAAUUUAAAAUGGCUUAUGAAUAUAGUACUAUUCUAAAGAAAAAAAUGUGCUUUCAAGAACUGGGCAGAAAACCACACAAAGGGAGUGGCUAGUUGUUUUCCAGAAACCAUAUUACUUAAUAUUCCUUUCACUCCAGGCUGCUUUUAUUGCAGGUCAGACAUUUCUGAGAAGGCAUUUUGUACUCAAUGAUUUUUUUUCCUCUCAGUAGCUAAAUGACAUUCCGGAAGAUUGCACAUUAGAAAUGUCAGUAUUUUUAAUGAUAGUAUAAACCACAAAUGGAUUGUCUAAAAGCUCACUGCGACUGGCCUUACCUAACAAAAUAGCCAGGGCAGUUGAUCUCUCCUUUGCAUUGCUUUAUCAUUUCCAAAAAUAUUAUAUAGUGAAAAAUUUCCCACAAAUCUGGAGGGAAAGAAAACAUAUGUAGGUGGUCAAGAAUAUGGAACUCUUGAUUUAGCUAAGUACUUUUCUACUGUUACUGAAUAUAUUCCUCCACUCAGAGAAUUUGUAGUACUAAAUUGAGCCAUAUCCACUCUUUUUUUUUUCAAAAUAUAUUCCCAUUUUGUGAGACCAUCACUCUGUAACAUUUUAAUUCUCUUGAUAUUUUCUGUGGUUUUAUGCUUUCCUGACUUUAGUUCCUGGUAUCCCAGUAGCAAACACUAGCUUAUGAAUAAGAGAUGAACCUCAAAGAAAAGGCUGAGUUAGACUGGACUCAGAGGUAGUAGUCACUCAAGAAUAGAAUGUAUCCAUGUACAAGGUUUACCUUGACAUUUAAAAUUGUCAGUUGCCAAGUUAGUGAGAGUUUGUCAGCCACAAACAGUGGAGUGAAUCUAGCUGACUACUCCUGGCCAUUUAUUUGACACAUUUGGGAAGAGGGACUGUCAACUGAAAAAUUGCUCCUGUGUAGUUGGCCUGAGGGCAAGAAUGUGGGACAUUUGCUUAAUUGCUUAAUUGUUCAAAAAGGAGGGCCCAUCCACUGGUCCACUGUGGGUAGUGCCAUCCCUAAGUCUUUGGCUUGUAUAAAAAAAGGAGUUGAGCAAGGCAGAGGGAACAAACUGGUAAGCAGCAUUUUUCCAUGACCUCAUCUUUAGUUCCUGCUUUGGCAUCUGUCCCUGAUAGACUAACUUGUAAACCAAAGAAAGCUUUUCCCCUCCAAGUUGGUUUUGUCACAGAGACAAAAAAACAAGCUAGACCAUGCAUUCUUCCAGCUUCUGCUUUACCAUCCCAAUCUUCUGUGUCAAGCACGCAGAUGGAUGCUCAUUUACCUGAGUUGGACUAGAAGAAAACUAUGCAGGAUGCUUGUUCUAAAGGGUCCCACAAGGGGUUUCCAUACUAAAAGCUGGUUUGUGUGUUUAAAAUUUUCCUUCAUGUUGCUUGCACUUAUUAAACAUGUAACUUUGGAAUUUAGUAAAACAGUGCAUAGAUGAUGAUUAUAGGAAAUAUUUUCUAUAAAAAAUAAAUAAAGUACCCAGAAGAGUUUCAGUCAAUGAGAACUGCCAUUAACUUGGAGAUGAACAAGAACAUGAUAAAUAUUUAGAAACACAAGCAUAAAAAUGUAGAAUAGAUUUUCUAAGCUGUAAAUUUCUGAUUUCAUUGUGAGGUUCUUAGGUUGUGUUCCUGUCUCACUUUUUGCUUUUUGAGAAUGGUCUCACCUUGUAGCCUUAGCUGGCCUAGAACUUCAGUUUUUGUCUCCUAAGUAUUGGGAUUAAUGUGCCUCCUCACUAAGUUAACUGCAUUUUAAGAAGGAAAACUAGAAAAUAGUGCUUCUUCUUCUUCUCCUUUUUUUUUUAAUUUUUAUUUUCUUCCAGGCUAUAGUUCAGUCUCCAGAGAAAUGCCUUUUCUUACAUUUAUUAUUUUAAUGUUGAUUAUCUAAUGGAGGUUUUUAAUUGGGAUUCCAUAUUUAAGUUACAAGCAUGAUGUUUUGUUACUCAGAAAAUAAUUUCUAGCUUUGAAACUCACUAAGAUACUGGAGUUUGAUACCAUCUUGGGCAAAAAUCCUGAAAUACAGGAAUUCUUCUUUUUAUGUGUAACUAUGAAGAGAGAAUAUUCCAUGUGCAAGUGCUGGGCUGGAAUACUUCACCUUCCAAAAAAAAAAAAAAAAAAAAAAAAGAGGAAUGAAUUUCUGGACCUAGUCAGGGAAGGAAAUGUACAAGCCCUUCAGCUAUUAGGGAACCCAUCUUGGAUAACGGAACAAUGGAAAGUUAAUGUCUUUGUAAAUUUGUUUUCCUGGCCAUACUAUUCAGGGGCAUAUCAGCCACAUUUCCCCACCUAUUCCAACUUGAGAUGUGACUGAAAAAUAAAGAGACAGAUUCUACCAAUACUCUAGAGUUCCAAAUGAGCUUGCUUUUUCAAAAUAGUGACAAUAGGAGGCUCAACAAUUAUUUGAGAGAUGCUAUCUUUAUUCAAAUUCCUAUUUUAGAACUCAUUUGGAAUUACUUUUCAAGACAGUUUACAUGCUUUGUGGAAUCACAGUUGAGUUACUUCAGAGACACACCUGAUUUUACAAUAGCAGUUUUACCUAUUGUGAUUUGUCAUUGCAUUUACAAAUAGCAACCUUUCUAUCCACAAAUACCAAAGUUUUCCAUAGGCCUAAUAGCUCCAAGGCAAAUUUCAGGAGUAGCAGGUUGGACAAUGAUAAACACCAUUCAGAUGUGAACUAUGCAAUGAGGUGAAUGCUUUCAAGAUGUGUCCUUUUGGAUGUAUACAUUAUUUAAAUAAAAGUUAAAUCAUUAAUAUUUUCUGGAGAGAUAUCAGGAAAAUAUUUUUAUAAAAAAAGAGAUUAUAGAUCUUUCAGAUUUUUCAUUUUAUAUUUCUCUGUCACCCCCCAUUUCACACUAUACAAAAACACAGAAAUACCUGAAUGAACACACAUGACUAUUGUUUGCAAACACAGAGAGACAUCAAGUUGUAUUUUGGCCCUAGACUCCAGGAUGUAAAUCACAGCACUGUGUUUUCUGAAAAAAAUAAAUUGAUUGCAAUAUCUCAGUUUCAUGUAUUGAAAAUAUUCAUUGACAUUAUUGCUUGAGUGAGUCUUGGAUACAUUGACUACUAUUUGAUAGAACAGCUAACUAUAUCAAAGAAAAAUGGGCCAAGGUAUAAUUAUAGUCUAACAUUCUAUGUACUCAGGAAAACUACAGGAGAAUUUGCUUAUAUUUAUUUAGUUAAAGGACCUCUAUGUUACUUUGACCAUCACAACUGUUGUCCUGUGUGGGCACACACAUACUUGUUACAUUGGUGUGUAAGAGGUGAGAGGAUAGACCUUUCUCCUCCAAAUGAAUUUAUCUAGGAUGCACUUUAGUUGCUAGUGGUACUGUUAGGCUGCUGGCUUCCUUUACUUCUGUCCUUCCAUUCUUAAUUCUAGUUAUUUAAUAUCUCUAUUAUGUAUUAUAAAAUCUAACCAGUUAAAGUGUGUGCUUCAAGUUGGACCUUGUGGCUAAUGCCUAUAAUCUUACCACUUGGUCAAGGAGAAUCACUGCAAGUUUAAGGUCAGUCUCAUUAUAUAGUGUCAAAAACAAAAGGAUUUCAGUGGCUUUAUUGUAUAUUUCCAGAAGUGUGAAAACAUGGUUACAUAUAAUUUUAGGAAACAUUUAUCUCCUUAAAAUAUAAUUUGUAUUUAACCAUAUAUACACUAAUAGCUAUUUUUAAUCUUCCUCUAUAACCUCAAAAAACUACUAAUUUGCUUUUUGUCUUGAUAUAUAUAUAACUGGAAAUAUUUCAUAUAAAUAGAAUUAUAUAAUGAUAUAAUUAAUUUGUGGCUAUUUCAGUAUUGUUUUUAAUGAAUAGCCUCUAGCCAGGGUGCUCCUUUAUUUUCCCUUCCUGGUGUGUCCUCAUUGUCAUUUAGAUUUCAGCUUAGUGCUCCUUGCUUCUGAAACUAUUCAGUAUUGUCUCAAGGUUUUACUGUUGAUUUAGUUACUAAUUGGGCCUGUGUAAUACUCUCCUCCCUGAGAAAGAAGAAAGCUUGUAUGCUCCAUUGUAAGACUCUGGUGAGCCUUAACUUACCGGAGACCCCUUGAGUGAACAAAGCAAAGUAGGGGAAUGAUGCAAAAGCAAGAGGACUGUCCCAGCAUGCUGGGGUUGCCCUGCACACACAGGAGGGAGAACAGCUUCAUGCAGCCCCACGUUUCGUGAGUUUUUAUACAGUUUUCAGAGCAGCAGCCAUUAGGCACAAUGUGACUGGCAGAACAGUGUGACUUUUAAACUGACUGGUCUUUAGGGAAUGAGGUGGCAAGGACUUCCCUUGUCUGUAGGUGGCCAGUGGUUGCAGCAUGUAUCUAUAUGCUCUGGGCCUCCCCUACUUCCUGGUGGCUGAUGGUCAGUGGUUGGUCAGUGACCCCUCCCCCAUGGUCUGAGGAAUGCAAUUAAACCUCUCUCUUCAGGAGGGGAGAGGUGCCUAAUUGCUCCAUGACCUCUCUUCCAGGAGGGGAGGGGUCUGGUAGAAUUUUCCAAAUGCCCUGAGCUAACCUCUUCACCAUCCAUUGUGGUCGUGAUAAGCAAUGCUUCUCUCUCCUCCUCAGCAUCUCUGAUGUUUCUCUCUGGAUAGUUAUCACAGUCUGCCUUGAAUCUUGGCUCCUGAGGGCAUUUCUAGCAUGUUUUUUGUUUUGUUUUGUUUUUGUUUUUAACCUUUUUUUCCCCCUGGACUACAAAGAGCUGGAUUGCAAGGUCAGACGAACAGCCCUUAGAAUGAUACGUUUAUGUCAUCCAGUGGGACCUCACAUUGAGUAGGACCUCACUAAAUAGCUCUUGGUUCCCCCUGAGCUUCAUUAAAAGUCAAGGUUUAGAGAAAAUCACUAUAGAGGAGGCAGAAAGAUCUAAAUACCAAGCAGCUGGAGGCAGAAAGCUGUGAAGUGCUGACUUGGCUGUUGCAGGCACUCUCAGUCUCACAGCAGACAGUGUUAUCUGCUCAGGACCUGCCCUGGAUCAAACGUCUCAAAUUUUCAGUAUGGUUAAAGGAAGGGUCCCUGAGACCCAACCCCAUGUCUAGCUUAGGAGAUCUUGAGGGUUAAUGUCUACCAAGAUAGAAAGAUUCACUUUUUUCCUCUAAAGGAGAAUAGGUACUGGUAUACAGUAGAUGGUUCCAUAAUUGCAGGAAUGGGCAGCAUCAAUUGGACUUGACUCUACUAACUAUAUGAAAAAAAGAAAAUAAAA